UCUGCCAUCUUGGCCCCACCCCUUACCCGCCCUUUAAAUGCUGUACUUCAUUUGACUUCAUAAGAAAACACUCUUUCAAAAAUUUUAUUUUGGAAUAGCAAAGUGACCACUGGUUGGUAAGAAUCUGCUAAAUUUGCUGAGUUUUAACGGACUGAUUGGUAUUGAAAAGUUUGACUUAUUUAGACAUCCCGUUAAAUAAAUGAAGGAAAUUCUCAUUGCAUUAUACCAAUGGAUUUAACCAUUUUAUAAAUUCUGUAUUUAUAACAUUGUUACUAUUUAUUGGGUAGUAUGUACCAUGCAAAUGUGAUAGGUAUUUUACCUAGUCUUAUUUAAUGUUUAUAAUAUUACUGUGAGGAAGCUAAGACUGUUAUGUCACUCGGUAUUACUAUGCUUCCUUUGAAGAGCCCAAGACUCCAGUUGGUUAAAUGUCUUAAUCCGCGUAACUGUUUCUAUGAUUCAGGAUUUGAAUUCUGGUCAGUCAGACUCUGAAGCCUAAUUAAAUCAGUGACCAGUUCACCACUCUGUGUUUUACUCCCUGUCUCCCCCCACGUAAUUAUGGCUAAGAUUUAGGCUGUGCUUUUUAAUGUAUAGCUAAAGCCGGAUUGGGUGGGUGAGGGUUCUGUCUGUAAGGGCAGCACAUGGGGGGAAAGACUCUGGGGCCACAGCCGGUGGAUGCUUUUUAGAAGCUGAGGUGAAGAGAGGAAGAGAGGAAUACUGUAGCCAGCAGUUUUCAAGUCAGCAGCAAAUACUGCAUCCGACACCAAAGUGAAAGGCUGAGUGAAGAGAUGAUGGAGGUCUUGGAGUCUAGCAGUGAUUCCCAGCUCUGCUACCUACUGGGUCUACUCCUGAAACAAUCAGAGUUUUCAGGAUGAGGUCCAAGAAUUUGUAUUUUUCAAAAGUCCUGCAGUUGUUUUUGAUAUGCAGCAAAUGGUAGUAGGAAAUGAAAUAGGCCUGGGGGGGACGGGCAAAGUUGGUGAAAGUAAGGAUUUAAGUUCGGAAGGCAGGAGUGCUGAGUAUGUGGAGGACUGUUUAUUUUCAGAAGAACAGAAGCUGAAGAUUAAGGAACAAAACAGGCAGUGAUGAGGAAGUAUUGAUUAUGGAUUUGGGGUAUUAUUUAUUAUUAAUUUUUAAGCCCUGUUCUGGCUAUAUGUGGAAAAUAAAUCGAUCUUUUUGGAGGUAGGUGUAUCUUAACUGACCUGUUACCCAGAGAGGUUUUAUUAUAAAUAGACUGAUGAUAUUUCACUUAAUUUCUGAGUAAAAUAUUAAUUUUAAGCAAAAAGUAUGCUUAUUCAUAUCUUAUUAAUAACAAACAUAUUUUACUAAUUCUAUAAUUAUUUAUUUUAGGUAUUUCUUAUUAAAUUUUUAAUUCCUGAGUACUUUUUUUCCCUAGAUUUCUAACAGUGGCGCACUGUGUAAUUUCAGGAAGAUGAUCGUAUUUUAGGUUUGUUCUGUGAUUUUUAAAAAAUUUUUUAAAACACUCUAGGUAAGCUGUUUCCGUGACUCCGAAAGUGUGGUUAUAUCUUAUGGUUUAUAAAUACUUCAAACUUGCUAGCAGACAUUUUUUUUUCCUAAAACUUUGAAUGAUAAGACAAGAAGAUGGAAUGCAAGUGAAUCUGUGGGAAGACAAUCCAGAAGUUAUAUUGAGUCUGCUGACGGGGGUAUCCCAAGGCGUUUUUAUCCAUGGAAAUGUUUAUAACAUUAUUCUUUGCCUUUUCCUUAUUGUCUAAAUCUCUGUGUUAUUUUUGACAAGAAAUAAAUGCAUACAAAUGACUGCGGAUGGCAUUAUUUUGGCAUGGAAUUCCAUCUUUUUUUUUUUUUAAAUCACUUUUGUGUCUGCUUUCUUUUCAGAAUAUUUGUUUUGCUACACCAAAGCCUCUUAUUUGAAUGUUAGUUGCUUAGUUUCCCAUCCCUGUUCAUACCUUUUCUACUUGCACGUAGACUAAGAGUUUUGAGUAGGAGGGAUGAGAACGGGAUGACUUGACUACACAAUAUAGUACAAUUGAACUGUUUGUCUUAUACUCAUCUUUUGGUUUAAGGUUUUGGAUGUAUCCAUCUUACAAAGGAACUUGCAGAUUUCCAAGGACAUGAUGGUAGAGGAAAGAAUCCUGCUACAUCACAGAAGCUGGAAGUUCUGAUGUUCCGUUGAAAUCACAAUGGAAAGCCUUGGCUUGACUGGUCACAGUAAUGAAAGGCAAUAAUAGAAAUAAAGAUCAUUCAGCAGAAGGAGAAGGGGCUGGAAAACGACCAAAACGAAAGUGUCUGCAGUGGCAUCCAUUGCUAGCAAAGAAACUUCUUGACUUUUCAGAAGAGGAGGAAGAGGAAGACGAAGAGGAGGAUAUUGAUAAGGUUCAACUUCUUGGGGCCGAUGGCCUAGAGCAAGAUGUUGGUGAGACUGAAGAUGAUGAAUCACCAGAACAGCGAGCCCGGAGACCAAUGAAUGCAUUUCUCUUAUUUUGCAAACGCCAUCGCUCCCUUGUACGUCAGGAACACCCCAGGCUUGAUAACCGAGGUGCUACCAAGAUACUAGCUGAUUGGUGGGCUGUUCUUGAUCCAAAGGAAAAGCAGAAGUACACAGACAUGGCCAAGGAGUAUAAAGAUGCAUUUAUGAAAGCAAACCCUGGCUACAAAUGGUGUCCUACAACAAACAAGCCUGUGAAAUCUCCAACACCCACUGUCAAUCCACGAAAGAAACUAUGGGCCUUCCCAUCUGACUCUUCAAGGGACUUGCCAAGCCCCAAGAAAGCGAAGACUGAAGAAAUGCCUCAGCUUAACUUUGGAAUGGCUGAUCCUACUCAAAUGGGAGGCCUAAGCAUGCUGCUUUUAGCUGGAGAACAUGCUCUUAGCACUCCAGAGGUUCCCUCGGGCACUUGCAGGCCUGAUGUUCCAGAAUCCCCUGACUCUCGUCAGAAGUCACCAUUGUUUCAGUUUGCUGAGAUAUCUUCAAGUACAUCCCACUCAGAUGUGCCCUCCAAACAGUGUCAGGCAUCAGCCUUGCUUCAGUUUGCAGAGAUUUCUUCAAACACUUCGCAGUUGGGUGGUGCUGAGCCUGGAAAACGCUAUGGGAAGUCUGCACUCUUUCAGCUGGCAGAGAUGUGCCUGGCAUCAGAGGGGGUGAAAAUAGAAGAAUCAAAGCAAAUAAAAACAAAAGAAUCAGAUGGUGGAAGAAUUAAAGAACUGGAGAAGGGAAAGGAAGAAAGAGAAAUAAAAGUGGAGAAAACGGAUGAAGGCAAUUUACAGAAGGAGGCAGAAUUUGAAAAAUCAGCUAAGGAAAAUGUAAGAGAUUCUAAGGACUUAAGAAAUUUUGAGGAACUGCAAGUGGAUAAUAUAAUGGCUAUAAAAAUGGAAGAUCCCAAAGAAAUAAAAAAGGAAGAACUAGAAGAAGAUCAAAAGUGUAGUCUUUUCCCUGAUUUUUCUUACUCUGCCAGUAGCAAGAUAAUAAUAAGUGAUGUUCCCAGUAGAAAGGAUCACAUGUGCCAUCCUCAUGGAAUUAUGAUCAUUGAGGAUCCCACAGCAUUAAACAAACCUGAAAAACUAAAAAAGAAGAAGAAGAAAAGCAAAAUGGAUCGACAUGGAAAUGAUAAGUCCACACCCAAGAAGACUUGCAAGAAGAGGCAGUCUUCUGAGUCUGACAUCGAGAGUGUCAUAUACACCAUUGAAGCCGUUGCAAAGGGAGACUGGGGCAUUGAGAAACUUGGAGAAGCCCCUCGCAGGAAGGUCCGCACAUCCUCAAGUGGCAAGGGAAGCCUUUUGGAUGCCAAGCCACCAAAGAAAAAAGUGAAAUCAAGAGAGAAGAAAAUGUCAAAGGAGAAACUCUCAGACACUACCAAAGAGUCAAAACUUCCAGAUUUCAUUAGUCUUUCUGCCAGCAAGAGCAUUUCUGGUGAGGUGCCAGAGGGUAUAAAAGCAGAACCGUUGACCCCCAUGGAGGAUGCACUACCACCCAGCUUAUCGGGACAGGCCAAACCUGAGGACAGUGACUGUCACAGAAAAACAGAGACUUGUGGCUCCAGGAAAUCCGAGAGGUCUUGCAAAGGUGCUCUUUACAAAACCCUGGUGUCUGAGGGCAUGCUCACCUCUCUGCGAGCUAAUGUUGACAGAGGAAAACGAAGCUCAGGAAAAGGAAACUCAUCUGAUCAUGAAGGGUGUUGGAAUGAAGAAAGUUGGACAUUUAACCAGAGUGGGACCAGUGGGAGCAAAAAGUUCAAGAAGACUAAGACAAAGGAAGAUUCUCUCCUUGGCUCAACAAAGCUGGAUGAAGAAUUUGAAAAAAAGUCCAACAGCCUCCCUCAAUAUAGUCCUGUUACAUUUGACCGGAAAUAUGUUCCAGUCCCAAGAAAAAAGAAGAAGACUGGGAAUAUGUCCUCAGAACCAGCUAAAACCAGCAAAGGUCCAUUCCAGUCUCAGAAAAAGAACUUAUUCCACAAAAUUGUCAGCAAAUAUAAGCACAAAAAGGAGAAGCCUAAUGUUCCAGAAAAAGGAAGUGGGGAUAAAUGGUCAAACAGGCAACUCUUCUUGGAUGCCAUUCACCCUACAGAAGCCAUAUUUUCAGAAGAAAAAAACACCACAGAGCCUGCUUAUAAGGUUAAAAAUGCCCCGUCCAUUCCCAACACUCCAGAGCCAACAAUAACGCAAGAACCUUUGGUGGGCAGCCAAAAGAGAAAAGCAAGGAAAACCAAGAUCACACACCUUGUCAGAACAGCAGAUGGCCGGGUAUCACCAGCAGGAGGUACUUUGGAUGACAAACCAAAGGAACAACUGCAGAGGAGUCUCCCUAAGACAGCCGAGACAGACUGCAAUGACGAGUGCUUACACCACAGCGAGGCGGCGGGGACACGGAGCAGCACUCCAGACAUGCCUGCUGUGUCUGCGUUCUUCAGCCUUGCUGCGCUGGCAGAGGUGGCAGCCAUGGAAAAUGUGCACAGAGGUCAGAGGACAACUCCGCUCACCCAUGACGGACAGCCAAAAGAAAUGCCACAGGCUCCUGUCCUUAUUUCCUGCGCUGACCAGUGAAGCGCCCUUUAAUUGUAAAACAUUGUGCUUUACCUACUACCCUAUCCUUGUCUUUACCAAGGGAUGCUAGCGAGUCCAUGUGGUGGAAAAUACAGACAGCAAACAAGUGCUUGUUGCCCUACAUGGCCCAGAUUCACUUGACACAGAAGUUAGCAUCCUGGGCCAGUUUGUUCUUUCAGAACCCAGAAUCUUUGAGGGUAGUGUUAUUUGUCUGAUAAUGAGCAGAAGCAGAAUGAUUGUGGAGCUUUGCUUUCUGUUGAAGGCUCUUAACGGUAAUAGGUGGUAACUUGGUAAAAGGUUGCCUUUACUUUAGCUCAUCCAGCGUCUCUUUUACCAACCAGAGUGUGAAACUAGUUUCGUAUAUUACCUAGCUAUUCUUUCAAAACAAAACAAAAAACAAAAACUGACGCACUGCACUAGUUAUUAUUAGAUAUUCCUAGUCUUUUUUGUACAUGGAGAUUUAAGUUCUAAGAUGGUUUAUAUAAUAGGUUAUACCUACAUUUAUAUUGUAGAAUAAAUAUUAAAAAGCCUGUACAAGAGACUCCCAAGCAGCAUGGGCAGGCAGGUGUACCAUUGUUAGCGGUGUAUGCUCGGCCUUGUGGUCCAUGUAUUCUGCACUUUUAUAUUUGCCACCAGAAUGGUAAUUUGCUAGCAAAAAGAGAGAGAGAAAAAAAAUUACAAUUCUUACAAGCUGAAUUUUUUUCUUAGCUUUGAGUGACCAAGAAGAAUUUGCUUGGGGCAAAUUGUGGCAAAUAUUUUCCCAGACAGGGGAAGAGUCCUGCAGAUGACAGAUUACUGAUGUUUUCAUGCCUUGAGGAUUCUUUUAUUUUUACACAGGGGUCUAAGUGACCAAUGGAUUGUUCCUACAAACAAAAAGACAAAAAUAUUAUUCAGAAGUGACCUUAGUAUUAUUUCACUAUUCUGAACACACUGAAGACAUUCACGUCGUGUGGACUUUGCGAUACAGACCUUUUCCAUCCAUCACAGACAGACUGGACGGGUUGCACUUGCUAUGCACAGCCUAACUGGCACUGCAGGUUUUUAGAGCCAUUUCGAGUUUGUGUCUUAGGAGGUAUAGGGUGCAUGAUCAGGGAGGAAUGCCUGCCCAGAGUAGGACUCCCAGUCAUAGAUCCACCUGCAAGCCUAUGUUUCCUUUUUGUGCUUUGUUGCUUUUGAACAUAAACCAGCCGUACAUAUGCCAGUGCCAAGUGGAUUAACUGGCUUGGAACAUUCAACAUAUUGACUUAACCACCUGACGUUCACAAUGUCUUGUCUCCUAGCAACAGAUGCAAAGUGAUACAUCAAAAUUAGUCUGAGGCUUCAGAUUUUACAGGGUAUUUGUUCCAUAGCACAAAGUAUUUCCCCACUCUUGCAUCACAGCACAAACUACCAAAUUCUAAUUAUUGGAUUCCAGCAAUAAUUUUUAUUGAUUUUUUUCCAAACUGGUGGAAUUUUGAUAGUGUUAGUUCGAGUUUGAAGCUUUUGAAUUAGAUCUCUAUAUGGUGACAGUUUACAUGGUUUUAUCUAGCUUUCUUAUUUAUACUUGACUGAAUUGUAAUGAUGAUUUCUUUUCUAAUCAUAAUUUGACGUAAUAGCCAUACAAAAAAAAAAAAAAUGACGCUAUUAAUACUGACUAGGUUUAGCUUUUCAUGGUUGUAGAUAUUGCUUCAGUUUCGGUGCUGGGAAGUAUGUACAACGUUCUAAAGGAUUGAAAACAAAAAAGUAGAAUUUGUUUUUUUCAAAGCAGGUGAAAAGGGCAGCAGAGUGUUAAGAUGGUAUCCUCAAAAAUGCAUAUUCACUGUGGGAAUAGAGGAAGGAGGAAUUUGUAAAACGUUAAUCAGAGGUUAAAGUUUAACCCCAUUCACAUAGAAAUAAAUCAGGUGAGCAGCCCCAUCACAAAUUUUGAGCAUGAAAUUUUUACACUGAUGCUAUUUUGUUAAUAUUUUCUAAAUUUCCAAACGAAAAGUGAAUAUUUGAUAUGGCUGGGUCCCUGUGUUGGUAGCUGUUGGAGUUUUUGGACCACUUGCUAGCAGUGAUAUAAAAUUUAAACUUAGCUGAAAUCCAAAAAAAAAAAAAAACCCACAGAAAACCAACAACAAAAA
Trichechus manatus latirostris (Florida manatee) is the source of this 7112-nucleotide messenger RNA. It is a transcript of the gene BBX, whose product is annotated as BBX high mobility group box domain containing. NCBI's taxonomy places the organism in Eukaryota, Metazoa, Chordata, Mammalia, Sirenia, Trichechidae. The transcript is spliced from 17 exons. Gene Ontology annotation, molecular function: DNA-binding transcription factor activity, RNA polymerase II-specific; RNA polymerase II transcription regulatory region sequence-specific DNA binding. Bases 2185 to 5010 code for a protein of 941 amino acids. Gene Ontology annotation, biological process: regulation of transcription by RNA polymerase II. Gene Ontology annotation, cellular component: nucleus. The record is from RefSeq and is a predicted model, not a curated record.